Dipodomys ordii (Ord's kangaroo rat) is the source of this 1771-nucleotide messenger RNA. RefSeq names its product dedicator of cytokinesis protein 2-like. Gene Ontology annotation, biological process: small GTPase-mediated signal transduction; cell migration. The coding region runs from base 323 to 1300 and encodes 325 amino acids. NCBI's taxonomy places the organism in Eukaryota, Metazoa, Chordata, Mammalia, Rodentia, Heteromyidae. Gene Ontology annotation, molecular function: guanyl-nucleotide exchange factor activity; small GTPase binding. The record is from RefSeq and is a predicted model, not a curated record. The transcript is spliced from 10 exons. Gene Ontology annotation, cellular component: plasma membrane; cytoplasm.
CAUCCUGCAGAACAAGGUGUUCAUCUACCGGGGGAAGGAGUAUGAGCGGAGGGAGGACUUCCAGGCGCAGCUCCUGAGCCAGUUCCCCAACGCCGAGAGCCUGACCACCACCUCCGCCCCCGGGGAGGAGGUGCGGGCCGCGCCCGGCCAGUACAUCCAGUGCUUCACGGUCCAGCCUGUUCUGGAUGAGCACCCCCGGUUCAAGAACAAGCCUGUGCCUGACCAGAUCAUAAACUUUUACAAGUCCAACUACGUGCAACGGUUCCACUACUCCCGGCCCGUGCGCAGGGGUGCCGUGGACCCCGACAACGAGUUCGCUUCCAUGUGGAUCGAGAGGACGUCAUUCCUGACUGCGUACAAGCUGCCCGGCAUCCUGCGCUGGUUUGAGGUGGUCCACAUCUCUCAGAGCACCCUCAGCCCCCUGGAGAACGCCAUCGAGACCAUGUCCGCGGCCAACGAGAAGAUCCUGAUGAUGGUCAACCAGUACCAGAGCGACCCCGGCCUGCCCAUCAACCCGCUGUCCAUGCUGCUCAACGGCACCGUGGACCCGGCCGUCAUGGGCGGCUUCGCCAAGUACGAGAAGGCCUUCUUCACCGAGGAGUACUCCCGGGAGCACCCCGAGGACCAGGACAAGCUGCACCGGCUCAAGGAUCUGAUCGCCUGGCAGAUCCCCUUCCUGGGGGCUGGAAUUAAGAUCCAUGAGAAGCGGGUAUCAGACAACCUGCGGCCCUUCCACGAGCGGAUGGAGGCCUGCUUCCAGAGCCUCCGGGCGAAGGUGGAGCGCGAGUACGGAGUCCGGGAGAUGCCAGACUUCGAGGACAGGAGGGCGGGCCGCCCGCGGUCCAUGCUGCGCUCCUACAGACAGAUGUCGGUCAUCUCGCUGGCUUCCAUGAACUCCGACUCCGGGACCCCCAGCAAGGCCAACCCCGAGAGGUCAGCCGGGCCCCCCUGGGCCUCCUCCGCUGCUCACUGGCCUCCUCCGCUGCUCACUGGCCUGGGCCUCCUCCGCUGCUCACGGGCCUGGGCCUCCUCCGCUGCUCACUGGCCUGGGCCUCCUCCGCUGCUCACGGGCCUGGGCCUCCGUUCUCUUCCAGCCCUCACACUCUCCGUGGCCGGCUCAGCAGGGCUAGACGAGGCCGGCACAUCCCCACGCCUCAGCCAGGCCUUCCUGCACCUCUCGGACGGGGACAAGAAGACCCUGAAGAGGAAGAAAGUGAACCAGUUCUUCAAAACCAUGCUGGCCAGCAAGUCGGCCGAAGAAGGCAAGCCACUGCCGGACUUCCUGUCCACAGACCUGUGACAGUCCUGCUGCUCGGAGAAGGUUCCAGAAGAGAGGCAGGAGUGGAUGUAAGCCUCCAAGAAUGAGAACUGUAACCCCCUCGGUGGCCCUCACUCAGAAGAGACGGGCCGGCCGGACCCCAGGGCCUGGACGGCCACGAGUCCAGCAUUCCUGCGAGUGGGGUCACUCUGUGGCUAGGGGGGCCGAGCCCUGGAUCCCCGACAUGUUCCAGCACGUUCCAGCAUGUCUCCACGCACUCUCCCAGCAUGCCCGCACCCCUCAACCCCGCUUCCUAGGCAUAGGAGCGUUUUCAUUUCAUUUUUCCAAGGGUCAGCACCUAAGGGCCAAAAAGUCCUGGAAUAUUCUUUCGUACUUUCAGUUAAGGGUUGUGUGCUUCUCUCUCGUAAUGCAACUACCCAGCUGCUUUUUUAAAUGACCGUCUCAGGAGUGUUGCUCUUUCUUACAAUAAAAUAAUCCCAUGCCUCAGAUAAA